CACUGCUUUUUUCGCCAAGUUCUAUGCAAUGUCCAGACCGAACGCAUGUUUUGAAUACUGCCUGCCAGUUCAUGCUUCGAGACUUGUUUGAGGCCAAAAAUAAAGUACUUGUACGCGUACCAGCUGUUAUGCAUCAUACGCAGUACGCAAGAUGCAAGUUCGACCUGCCUUCGCUUAUUCAAAUGAGCUGCGCCCCGACAGUCAGGAACUCGUGAAUGUUUAUAAUCGAGAGUGUCUCCGUCGAGAUUGAAAACAUACAGUCUCUCCUUCCAUUUUCUCGGUCACCACAAGGUCGCGAAUUCGGUAUAUUAAAUAACACACCUGUCGUUCAGCACAUCCGACGAAGUCAAGAUCACACAGUGUCACAUACAGCGAACACACCAGCUCGAAACGUGCAACAUGUCGGACUCCGGGACUCAAUAUGGCGACUUCAAGCUCUAUCGCUAUGAUCCCAGCAUGGCUGCAGCAGUCAUCUUCAUCAUCGCUUUCAUCUUGAUCACCGCCUUGCACUUCUACCAGAUGAUCCGAACCAAGACAUACUUCUUCGUUCCUUUUGUCAUUGGCGGCUUGUUUGAAGUCAUUGGCUUCAUAGCACGCGCUAAAUCGAGCCAAGAAGCACCCAACUUCAGCAUUCCUGCAUACUCCAUCCAGGCGAUUCUCAUUCUCGUCGCACCGGCGCUGUUCGCCGCCAGUAUCUACAUGGAACUCGGCCGCAUCAUUCUCCUCACCGACGGCGAACAACACAGCAUCAUUCCCAAGAAGUGGCUCACAAAAAUCUUUGUCAUCGGCGAUGUAAUCUCUUUCUGCUUGCAGGCUGCAGGUGGUGGUAUCAUGGCAAGUGGUACGCUCACAGCGCUCCAAAACGGCGAACACAUCACCAUCGGCGGUCUCGUUAUCCAAAUCUUGUUCUUCGGCUUUUUCGUCGUCGUCAGUAUCACCUUCAACAUCCGCAUGAACAAGAUACCCACUGGCCGCAGCAUGAUUGCCCAGAACCCUUGGAGAAAACAUCUCUACACUCUCUAUGGCGGUAGCGCACUCAUCCUGAUUAGAUCCAUCUUCCGUCUGGCCGAAUACGCUCAGGGUAAUGAUGGUUACCUUAUCUCGCACGAGUGGUUCCUGUACAUCUUCGAUGCGUGUCUCAUGUUCGCUACCAUGGCUUUGUUCGCCUGGUUCCACCCAAGCGAGAUUUGGGCCAUGUUGAACAAGAAUGGCGGAAUGAUGGUCAGUCAUGGUUACAAGAUAGAGGCAGCGAUACCUCUGAUGUGAAGCAUGACUCGGGGCAGAUAGAAGACGAAAGGUAGAUAGAAGACGAAAAGUGUUGUACACUGGCUUUCGAAUAGAGAAAUACCAACAUGUUAGAUUUUACAG
Molecule: messenger RNA, 1368 nt
Organism: Aureobasidium pullulans EXF-150
Lineage: Eukaryota; Fungi; Ascomycota; Dothideomycetes; Dothideales; Saccotheciaceae
Product: RTA1-domain-containing protein
Exons: 2
Coding region: 400-1266 (288 amino acids)
Cellular component (GO): membrane
Source: RefSeq, a predicted model, not a curated record